ACACCUGAGUCAACAAGAACCACAGCAGCCAGUACAGUUGAAUCCAGAACCACAACAGGCAAGGUAACUACCACAAGUGCAGCUACAGCAACAACCAUGGCAAGUACUACAACUGGGGAAACUGCAAGAACCAUCACAACUUCCACUGUUGAACCCACAGAAACAAUAACUAGAGGAACAAUCUCAGGUGAACCUACAACAAUCAAAACCACCACAAGCACUACUAUUGAAUCUUCAGAAACCACCAUGCCGUCCACCAUUAGUGCAUUUACAUCAACAACAAUAACCAUGCCAACAACCACACCUAAUCAUGCGUCAAAAACCAUGGAAAACACUGCAUCCAUCACAACAAGCACUAAAGUUGAACCCACAACAAUAGCCAUGGUAACGACAACAGGUGCACAUAUGACAACUAAACCCACACCAACUCCUGUGUAUGAACUUACAACAACAGCAAUGGCAACCAACACAACAAAAUCUGCAUCAACAACCUUGGCAAACACGAAAGCUUCUACAACAACUAAAACAACAACCAUGGAAACCAGCACAAGUGCAUCUACGGAAACAAAAAACACCACAGUCACCUUGGAAACCACAGGAACAACAAUGGCAAACACCAUGUCUGUCACAACCACAGAUGUUAAACCUAGAACAGCCCUAACAACCACCACAGUUGAACCCACGGUAAUAACAGCCAACGUAACCACUACAGGUGAACCUACAGCAACAAACAAUACUGUGACCACUGUAGUUGCAUCUCCAACAACAACAACAACAAACAUGCCAGUCACCACAGCCAACCCAAUGUCAGCAACUGCCAUGGUUAAAACCACACCUGUGUCAACAAGAACCACAGCAGCCAGUACAGUUGAAUCCAGAACCACAACAGGCAAGGUAACUAACACAAGUGCAGCUACAGCAACAACCAUGGCAAAAACAAUAACUAGAGGAACCAUCUCAGGUGAACCUACAACAAUCAAAACCACCACAAGCACUACUAUUGAAUCUUCAGAAACCACCAUCCCGUCCACCAUUAGUGCAUUUACAUCAACAACAAUAACCGUGCCAACAACCACACCUAAUCAUACGUCAACAACUAUGGAAAACACUGCAUCCAUCACAACAAGCACUAAAGUUGAACCCACAACAAUAGCUAUGGUAACGACAACAGGUGCACAUAUGACAACUAAACCCACAACAACCCCUGUGUAUGAACCUACGAUAACAGCAAUGGCAACCAACACAACACAAUCUGCAUCAACAACCUUGGCAAACACAAAAGCUUCUACAACAACUAAAACAACAACCAUGGAAACCAGCACAAGUGCAUCUACGGAAACAAAAGACACCACAGUCACCUUGGAAACCACAGGAACAACAAUGACAAACACUACGCCUCUCACAACCACUGUGGUUGAACCUAGAACAGCCAUAACAACCACCACAGUUGAACCCAUAGUAAUAACAGCCAGCGUAACCACUACAGGGACAUAG
Alosa alosa (allis shad) is the source of this 1494-nucleotide messenger RNA. Its product is annotated as mucin-5AC-like. The record is from RefSeq and is a predicted model, not a curated record. Bases 97 to 1494 code for a protein of 465 amino acids. Lineage: Eukaryota; Metazoa; Chordata; Actinopteri; Clupeiformes; Clupeidae. The transcript is spliced from 3 exons.